Coniosporium apollinis CBS 100218 is the source of this 480-nucleotide messenger RNA. RefSeq lists its product as uncharacterized. The coding region runs from base 1 to 480 and encodes 159 amino acids. Lineage: Eukaryota; Fungi; Ascomycota; Dothideomycetes. The record is from RefSeq and is a predicted model, not a curated record. The transcript has 2 exons.
AUGUUCCUCGCAACCUCAGCAAAGCGCAUGGCGAGCACCACCCGGCUACGGGCCACCAUCCAGACCGUUACCCGUGUCACCUCCAUCCGCGGCCUCCACCAGACACGCGUUGUCGCGUUCCCCUCUAAAAACGCCCAGGGCAAGGACGACCUCGAGCCCAUGGGCGACGAAUACAGCAAGUCCGGCUCGGAUCAGCAGUCCGCCGCGAUGGAGCAAGCAGCCUUCGACCCGAACCAGACCAGCCCGGAGCAGGAGAAGAAAACCGCAGACAAGGAGAGCGGGGAGGACAACAACCCGCUGGAGAUGAGCCCGGCCAAUAUAGACGCCAGUCAACCAAAUGAUCCGAAGGGUGCCCCGGCGGAGAGUUCUUCGUCAGAGAGUAAGGAUAGUGAGUCUGGUAGGCAGAGGACGAGUGGAGGGGGGAGCGCCCCGAAGGCUGGGGGUGGGAAGUCUGGUGGGGGUACGUCGGGGACCAUGUGA